Toxorhynchites rutilus septentrionalis is the source of this 999-nucleotide messenger RNA. Its product is annotated as probable 18S rRNA (guanine-N(7))-methyltransferase. Gene Ontology annotation, biological process: rRNA (guanine-N7)-methylation. Gene Ontology annotation, cellular component: nucleolus. The transcript has 3 exons. NCBI's taxonomy places the organism in Eukaryota, Metazoa, Arthropoda, Insecta, Diptera, Culicidae. The record is from RefSeq and is a predicted model, not a curated record. Bases 123 to 950 code for a protein of 275 amino acids. Gene Ontology annotation, molecular function: rRNA (guanine) methyltransferase activity.
AAAUAAACGAAUCCAUCUAAAAUAAUUCGUAUGUAGCAUGUGCUUUGCUACACAGUUAUAUUGCUGAUAUUCGUUUCUUUUAAUUGCGUUCUCGAAAAAUUUGUGACGACGUAAUUCCCACAAUGGCACGACGACCUGAACAUCUUGCUCCACCUGAAAUCUUCUACAACGAAGAUGAGGCUCAAAAGUACACGAACAACACUCGCAUAAUAGAUAUCCAAGUGCAGAUGUGCGAGCGAGCGAUAGAACUAUUAGCACUUCCGGAAGACGACACACAAAUGAUCCUCGACAUUGGCUGUGGCUCUGGCCUGUCCGGAAGUGUACUGGAGGAUCAGGGUCACGUGUGGAUAGGAAUUGACAUUGCAAAAGCCAUGUUGGAUGUUGCAGUGGAACGAGAAGUUGAGGGGGAUUUAAUUCUGGGUGACAUGGGCCAGGGAAUACCAUUCAAGGCUGGUACCUUCGACGGAGCGGUAUCGAUUUCAGCGCUGCAGUGGCUGUGCAAUGCGGAUAAAAAAUGCCAUGUCCCACAAAAACGGCUGUAUCAAUUUUUUACUACGUUAUUCUCUUGUUUGACUCGCAAUGCGCGUGCAGUUUUUCAGUUCUACCCGGAAAACUCCGAACAGAUCGAGCUGAUAACGUCACAAGCGAUGAAGGCUGGCUUUUUCGGUGGCCUUGUAGUAGACUAUCCCAAUUCAGCCAAAGCGAAAAAAUAUUUUCUGGUGCUAAUGACGGGUGGAAUGGCGUCUUUGCCGGCCGCAUUGGGAACAGGUGAAAGUGACAACCAAAUUUCGUAUAGCAGAAAGCGCGAAUUCGCGAAGAACGCUCGCGGAAAAUCGGUUAAAAAGUCCAAGGAGUGGAUAUUGCAGAAAAAAGAGCGCCGAAGACAGCAACAGAAAGAAACCCGAAACGACUCCAAAUAUACUGCUCGCAAGAGGAGUGGAAGAUUUUAGGGGCUGCAAAUUGUGCCCAAGAAUCUUUAUAAAAACAUCCUUAUAUUUA